CCUACCUACAAUGGAGGUGGCUGCCCACCUAUGUGCCGUUACUUGUAUGCCAGAUAUGGGCUUGCCAAGGUGACAUACUUCGAGGAAAAGAAGCUGUGGUAGACAUUGGUGUGCGUAAAAGGGAUGCCCACCCUCUAGCAUGAGCCUGUUUCUAGCUGGAUAUUGGAGGACACCAAUAGGUUCCUUCUCCCCCAUAUUAAAUCACGUGAGUAGUAUGCGGAGGAUUCGCUCGCCGGUUAUCGACCCGGCGAUAAACGCGCCGACGACUUUCCCGCCUGAUAACGCCACCCUUGACCAUUUCGCAGUUCUUAUCGUCAAGCUCGUCCUCUCCCAGUCACUCUUUCACAGAAGAAAUGGUGACGGAGGAACAGUCGGCUCCGCCACCCGAACGCGGGAUGAGCACGCCAGGCGAUCUCAAGCGGAAUCCGCUAACCCCAGAGCAAUUGCGGAGAAUAGAAAACAAUCGCCAGAAAGCCAUAGCAAUACGAGAACAACGCGAAGCCGAACAAGCUCGAGCACACAAUGCUGAUCCUUCGUCCACCAAAGGUGUCAAGCGAACCUACUCCUCCAUGACUGCCUCCGAUCCUCCGGCGACUCUGCGCGAUGCGGCCUCUACAGAUAAUCGCCCACUAGAUGGCAUCAAGCCGGCGCGCAACUUUACCAAGUUCGUUGAAUACGACUUCUCCAAGAUCACCGACACGAAGGGUGGGUUCUUGACUGAAGAGGAUGACCGCUACAACAAAGCCCUUCAUGUUCGGGAUGAGAAGGCGGAGCAGAAGCCAGCGCACAUGACGCAGAAGGAAUGGGAGCGACAACAGCUGCUAAAGAAUCUCCAUCGAGAUCGUGCAGGACCCUUCGAACCGGGGCUCAGUGUGUUGGAUGAGCGGACACGACAGAAAACGUGCCGAGAGUGUGGCAGCUUAGAAAUCGACUGGAAAUGGGAAGAAGCGCUCCGGUGCUGUGUCUGCCAUGCUUGCAAGGAUAAAUUUCCGGAGAAAUACAGUCUACUUACCAAGACCGAGGCACGAGAGGAUUACCUCUUGACCAAUCCCGAACUUCAGGAUGAGGAACUCCUCCCACACCUGGAGCGCCCGAAUCCGCAUAAAUCAACGUGGAAUAACAUGAUGCUGUACCUACGGUAUCAGGUCGAAGAGUACGCCUUUUCCGCCAAGAAAUGGGGCUCACCCGAAGCCUUGGACGCGGAGUUUGAGCGACGCGAGAAUGAGAAGAAGCGCCGGCGGGAGGUCAAAUUCAAGAGCAAACUUGAAGACCUCAAGAAGCGUACACGAGUCGACGCAUACCGACGAAGCCGGCAAGGAGCGACCGGGGGUAAUUUUGGGGAUGACUUGGGGGGUGGUGGACGACAUGUACAUCAGUGGGGAAGAUCGGUCGAAGAUCCCAAGACGGGGAUUGGGGUCAAGAAAUGCGUUGACUGCGGGAUGGAAGUCGAAGAACUCGAGUUUUAAAAUCAUCAAUGAACACCUUCCUGUACAUACAAAGUCGUCGCAUUGUCCUGUCAUUCUGCACUUAUCCGAGACUCCGAGUGUACGUCGACUCGGUUGCCAAUUCCUGCCUCAGGUAGAUACCGCAAAGCGCCAAGCGACCUGGCUCCGCGUAUUCUUACCGAACAGGCCCUCCGUAAUCUAAGUACUCUACUAAUAUUUGGGGGGUAUCAUCGAUAAUUUUCCACAAUG
Aspergillus welwitschiae is the source of this 1694-nucleotide messenger RNA. It is a transcript of the gene rad14, whose product is annotated as DNA repair protein RAD14. NCBI's taxonomy places the organism in Eukaryota, Fungi, Ascomycota, Eurotiomycetes, Eurotiales, Aspergillaceae. Gene Ontology annotation, biological process: nucleotide-excision repair involved in interstrand cross-link repair; nucleotide-excision repair, DNA damage recognition; UV-damage excision repair. Gene Ontology annotation, molecular function: damaged DNA binding. Bases 354 to 1466 code for a protein of 370 amino acids. Gene Ontology annotation, cellular component: nucleotide-excision repair factor 1 complex. The transcript is spliced from 3 exons. The record is from RefSeq and is a predicted model, not a curated record.